UAAAAUAAAUGUAAUGUUGACCCAAUAGUCAUCUUUGUUUCUUGUGACACACUAGAUGAGCGACAUCGUAUUUGUCCUUCAUCUUUUGAUGUUGCCUGCCACAUUGAAUUAGAGGAAUAUAUAAAUUAUUAGUUUUCAGGAUGAAUGCUGUUUUAGGUGUUCCGUGGGUUGAGAAAUAUCGUCCUGAAUCAUUCAGCGAUAUCAUCUCUCAUGAUGACAUUUUGUCUACACUGAUGAAUUUUGCUGAGAAGGGCCAGCUACCGCAUUUGUUAUUUCAUGGACCUCCAGGUACUGGGAAGACAUCUACCAUCAUGGCAGUAUCACGUUACCUGUAUGGUUCGCAUCGCCAUUCUUAUGUAAUGGAAUUGAAUGCUUCGGAUGAAAGGGGUAUAGAGACAGUGCGUGAGCAGAUAAAAACGUUUGCUGAGACAUCGAAUACGUUUUCCAGUGGAAUUGUAGGCAGCGAUUCUGGUCCACGCACUAACCUCAAGUUGAUCAUUCUUGACGAGGCUGAUCAGAUGACCAAUGCUGCCCAGAAUUCAUUGCGUCGUAUAAUGGAGAUAUAUUCUUCAAACGUUCGUUUUUGUCUUAUUUGUAACUUCAUGAAUCGUAUUAUUCCUCCUAUUCAAUCACGUUGCACUGGGUUCCGUUUCCCUCCUCUUAAAAAUGAUGUUGUUAAGCGCCGCACGGCAGAUAUUGCAAAGGCGGAAGGUUUGACUGUAUCUGAGUGUGCUUUGGACACAUUGGCUGAGAUUGGUCAAGGUGAUAUGCGGCGGGUACUGAACUGUUUACAGGUAACGGCUAUGUCGAUAGGCGCCACUCGUGACAAGGUCAUUACUAGUGAUGUAGUGAUCAGUACAGCAGGUUUACCAAAUCCUACAGAAAUAAGCAAAUUGCUGCAGCGGUUGAUGCAGGAGUCGUUUAAGGAUUGUGUUGACUAUGUGGUUACUUUGAACCAAGUUCAGGGUUAUUCUGUAGAGGAUCUUGUUACUGCAUUAUAUCGCUCAAUUUUACGCAUUGACUGGCCCAAUGUUGUAAUUGUACAGCUUUUAAUUCGUUUAGGGGACAUUGAACAGCGGUUGUCUGCGGGUGCCUCUCCCUAUAUUCAAAUCGCAUCACUAGUAAGUGCCUUCGCUGAGGUGCGCUUGGAGAUCGAGCGUUUGAAGUUCGACCUUAAAUUCAAGUGAAAAACACGUUUAAAUAGUAUAGACAAAAUGUAUUAUAUAUUGUAUACGAUAAGAGGAUGU
Molecule: messenger RNA, 1247 nt
Organism: Babesia bovis T2Bo
Lineage: Eukaryota; Apicomplexa; Aconoidasida; Piroplasmida; Babesiidae
Product: Replication factor C C-terminal domain family protein
Exons: 2
Coding region: 141-1187 (348 amino acids)
Biological process (GO): DNA-templated DNA replication; DNA repair
Cellular component (GO): DNA replication factor C complex; nucleus
Molecular function (GO): ATP binding; DNA clamp loader activity; ATP hydrolysis activity
Source: RefSeq, a predicted model, not a curated record